AGCAAGUAGCAACCUUUUAUUCCUCGUUCUUGUCUCUUUAGCCUGUGGAUUCCACUCGCUCCAGAACAUUAUCUAAUUAAAAAACGACAGCACCACAGCGUUUGUUCCGUUGUUCCCGCCACCCAAGAAGAAAAAGCAACGAGCUCUUCCUUUCUUCUCCUUCUCCAGUAGAGGACAUUUUUAAAAGAAACAAUUAACAAUGGUGUCGACACGGAGAAAGAGAGCUGUUGUAGGCAUGGCGAGUGAAAACGCCAACAGCGACAAUAGGAAUGAAGAGGUUCUUGAAGGUAAUAAUGAGGGAAAUGGAGGGUAUGAGAAGUUGAGAGAGCAGAGAAUCCAAGAGAACAAAGAGAGGAUGCAGAAAUUGGGUUUUUUUGACCUUCUCAAGUCUCGCUCUGCCUCAACUAACAGAACCCCUCGAAACGUUUCUAGUCAGAAGAAACUUCCCAAACCUUCUUUGCCCCUCUCCGAUUCCCCAAGGCGCUCCUCAAGGUUGAAGAGUCAGACUCCAGUUAAUUAUUCAGAGCUUCGCCAUAAGGCAAAGAAAGGGUCUGCUAAAGGUAUUGGGGUUCAGUUGCGAGAAGGUUCUAAGCCAGAAGUGUAUACGGAAGAACAUGAGAAACUUUUGGGUGAUUGUAAGACAGCAUGGACUUUAUUUGUGGAUGGAUAUGGCACAGACGGAAAACGCAUAUAUGACCCGGAGAAUGGUGAAACCUGCCAUCAAUGCAGGCAGAAAACUCUUGGGCGUCACACCCACUGCAGCGAAUGUAAUGUUGUCCAAGGGCAAUUUUGUGGAGAUUGCUUAUACAUGAGAUAUGGAGAGAAUGUGAUUGAAGUCAAUGAGAAUCCAAAUUGGGUUUGCCCUGUUUGUCGCGGAAUUUGCAACUGCAGUAUUUGCCGGAAGGCAAAAGGAUGGGUGGCCACUGGCUCUCUAUAUAGAAAGGUUACAGGACUGGGCUUCAAGUCUGUGGCACAUUACCUAAUUCAAACCCGACUCUCUCAAAUUCACUCAGACAACUCUGAAGCGAGAGAACUGCCCCUUGCAGAUAAAGAAUCUCAUCUUGUCACUGAUGGUGCAGAGGAGAACCACGAUGAAGACUUUGAUCUUCAAUCCAAUGACGAUGAAGUUGAGAUGGAAGAAAAGGAAAAACUAGUGUACUGCUCUGAUAGUAGCAAGUAUAUUGAUAUUGAUGAUGAAAGUGAUGAUAUCGAUGACAAUAGCAGUUCUGAUAAUGGUAACAGGCAGAAAGAAAAAACAGAAAACAUGGAGGGUGAUGACAAUAAUGAGAUGAAGGAAAAGCAGACGAAACUUGCAGAUUGACACUAGAGUAAUCCCUACUAUUAAGCUGGAAGAAUGAGACUUUCUGACACUAGAGUAAUCACAUAAAAGUCAGCUGUCUUUUUGAAGUUAUAUUCUCCCAUAUUCAUAGUUAGGGUCUCCAAUUUUGUUUGUUGUAUAUAAAAGGAGAAAUAUAUUUGAAGUCUUGUGAAACAUAUACACUACUUUUGGCAAGUGAUUUCAGCUUCUUAAUAUCUUCAUUGGCAAUAUUGAAAAUUACUUCUUUGA
This is a messenger RNA of Jatropha curcas, 1567 nucleotides long. RefSeq lists its product as uncharacterized. Gene Ontology annotation, biological process: regulation of DNA-templated transcription. Gene Ontology annotation, cellular component: nucleus. The record is from RefSeq and is a predicted model, not a curated record. Lineage: Eukaryota; Viridiplantae; Streptophyta; Magnoliopsida; Malpighiales; Euphorbiaceae.